Messenger RNA from Mustela lutreola (European mink), 1954 nucleotides. RefSeq names its product guanylate cyclase activator 1A (gene GUCA1A). The transcript is spliced from 4 exons. Gene Ontology annotation, molecular function: calcium ion binding; calcium sensitive guanylate cyclase activator activity. Lineage: Eukaryota; Metazoa; Chordata; Mammalia; Carnivora; Mustelidae. Gene Ontology annotation, cellular component: photoreceptor inner segment; cone photoreceptor outer segment. Gene Ontology annotation, biological process: positive regulation of guanylate cyclase activity; visual perception. The record is from RefSeq and is a predicted model, not a curated record. The coding region runs from base 1340 to 1954 and encodes 204 amino acids.
AGGGAACACAAGCAGGGGCAGAGGGCGAGGAAGAAGCAGGUUCCCCGCUGGGCAGGGAGCCCGAUACAGGGCUCAGUCCCAGGACCCUGGGAUCAUGACCUAAGCCGAAGGUAGACACUUAACGACUGAGCCACCCAGAUGCCCCAGGUAAUUUUUAAAAAGCAAAGAUUAAAAUUUCACUGGUGAUGUCAUGACCCAGGUUUGAGCCUUGUUAACGAGUUGGCUGCUUCCUUCUAGUUCCAGAUAUCAUGAACUCGACAGUGUUGUGUGACAGGGGCAACCCUCAUCCUGGACAGGCACUAUGCUUGGCCUAGGACAUUUCUGGGAUGAGUAGUAGCAGCUCACCAUGCACCUGUGUGCUGGCGCACGCACACACACACACACACACACACACACCCCUCAGGCCACUAGGCACACACUGUUCCCCAUCCCUAUGCCCUGGGAGGAGAUAGUAUCAAGUGUGGAUCAAAUGGAAGGCUAAAUUCAAGCCUCUGGGGAUGAGUCUCUGGGAAUGUAAGAGUGUGGCCAGAAGAGGACCAGUGAGUGUGUGUGUGUGUAUAUACAAGGCCGUGUGUACUUAUACAGUAUUACGUUGGAGGAGGCUCCCCCUGACUGCUCAGAACUCAUCUUGGAAGCCCACAAACUCUGCAUCACUCAGGUGUUCUUGUAUAUUAACUAUCCCUGAUGUGACCGGAAGCCCUUAAUUGUGCUGCCCAAGUGCAGUGCACAGCCUGGAUAACUGUACAUAACUGUCCUGUCAGGAGCCCACAGUUGGCCCAGCUGUGGAAAAGGAACCAGCUCUAUCUCACAUGUACCUCAGUUCCAUGUCUGAGGGCAGGAACCAAAAACAUUGAGAACUCACUCAAAGCAGGAGAGGAGAAUGGAGGUAAUGGGAUGAGAACAGCCACUGGCUCACCACCCACUCCGCCCUGGUAAGAAGGGAUAAGGAGAUUGCAAAAUGGGUAAGAACAUCCUCUCACCUAUCAGCUCAAGGCCGUAAUCCUGGGCCUCUGCUUCCCUAAGCUCUGUUCUAUUUUCACUCCUCUUUUCUACCCCAUUGGCUGCGAGGGUUUAGUGGGGACUUAAGGCCGGUUCUCAGGCAUCUUCUGGAUUUGGUCGUGGGACUGCACAGCCCCCCAUUACCUUUGUCCCUCUGCUCACCUCCUCCCGACAUUUUCCUGCACUGUCUGAUUCAUCAGACCCUCUUUGCUGAGCUCGGGAGGCCUCCGGCCUCUGAUCGAGGAGGGCCCAGGGUUAGAGAACCCAGCCGCCCUGUUGCAGGGGCUGCGGGGAAUAAGAUCUAGCCACCUGGGGCACAGGCCCCCCGCAGGCCUGGGAGAUGGGCAAUGUGAUGGAUGGGAAGUCCGUGGAGGAGCUGAGCAGCACCGAGUGCCACCAAUGGUACAAGAAGUUCAUGACUGAGUGCCCCUCCGGCCAGCUCACCCUCUACGAGUUCCGCCAGUUCUUCGGUCUCAAGAACCUGAGCCCGUCGGCCAGCCAGUAUGUGGAGCAGAUGUUUGAGACCUUUGACUUCAACAAAGACGGCUACAUUGACUUCAUGGAGUACGUGGCUGCGCUCAGCCUGGUCCUCAAGGGGAAAGUGGAACAGAAGCUGCGCUGGUACUUCAAGCUCUACGACGUCGAUGGCAACGGAUGCAUUGACCGCGAUGAGCUGCUCACCAUCAUCCGGGCCAUCCGAGCCAUUAACCCCUGCAGCGACUCCACCAUGAGUGCCGAAGAGUUCACCAAUACAGUGUUCUCCAAGAUUGAUGUCAACGGGGAUGGGGAACUGUCCCUGGAGGAGUUCAUCGAGGGCGUCCAGAAGGACCAGAUGCUCCUGGACACGUUGACACGGAGCCUGGACCUCACCCGCAUCGUGCGCAGGCUCCAGAACCGCGAGGAGGAGGAGGGUGGGGAGGGGGCAGGCGGUGGGGAGACUGAGGCAGCCGGCUGA